Megalops cyprinoides (Indo-Pacific tarpon) is the source of this 1360-nucleotide messenger RNA. RefSeq names its product xylose isomerase-like. The transcript is spliced from 14 exons. Gene Ontology annotation, biological process: carbohydrate metabolic process. Lineage: Eukaryota; Metazoa; Chordata; Actinopteri; Elopiformes; Megalopidae. Bases 38 to 1360 code for a protein of 440 amino acids. The record is from RefSeq and is a predicted model, not a curated record. Gene Ontology annotation, molecular function: xylose isomerase activity.
GAAAGACUAAACUUGAGAAGCCUUUGAAAACACUGAAAUGACGACAGACGAGAUAUUUUUUCAUGGGAUUCCCAAAAUUCCGUAUACACCAGACGCUGGACUGCGAGAUUUGUUGUGCUUCAAGCACUAUAAUGCUGACGAAGUGCUGCUGGGAAGGAAGAUGGAGGACUGGCUGAGGUUCUCUGUGUGUUACUGGCAUUCUUUCUGUGGAACUGGUGCUGAUCCCUUUGGAUUUCCCACCCUUCAGAGGGCAUGGAAUGAGGGUGGGGCUGCUAUGAAAACAGCAAAGAGGAGACUCCAUGCCGCUUUUGAAUUCUUCACCAAAUUAGGUGUGAAAUACUACACCUUUCAUGACAGGGACAUGGCUCCAGAGGGCGCCACUCUGGAGGAGUCAAACAGGAAUCUGGACAAAAUCACAGAUCUGGCCCUACAGCUCCAGAACAAGACUGGGGUGAAAGUGCUAUGGGUCACCUGCAACCUCUUUGCCCAUCCAAGGUACAUGAAUGGGGCUUCCACAAACCCUGAUUGUCACGUGCUGGCCUACGCUGGAGCCCAGGUGAAGAAAGGAUUGGAAAUAGCCAAGAAGCUGGGUGCACAGAACUUUGUGUUCUGGGGUGGCAGAGAGGGCUUCAUGUCUUUGCACAACACGGAUGUGGCUGCUGAGCUGAGGCACAUGGCCAGCUUUUUCAAAAUGGCCGUUGCAUACAAAGAAAAGAUUGGCCUCCAGUGCCAAUUCCUCAUCGAGCCCAAGCCCAAAGAGCCGUGCAAGCAUCAGUACGAUUACGACGCCAUGAGCGUGAUAGGAUUUCUCAAGCACUUUGGGCUGGACAGCCACUUCAAGCUGAACAUCGAGCCGAACCACACAACUCUGGCAGGUCACUCCUACGAACACGACAUCGUGAUGGCCUCCGCGUUUGGCAUGCUGGGCUCAGUGGACUCCAACACGGGCUCACCCGAUCUCGGUUGGGACACGGACCAGUUCCCCAUGGACAUCAAGAACACCACCAUGGUGAUGAAGACUGUCAUAGAGCAGGGUGGACUGCAGCCCGGUGGCCUGAACUUCGAUGCCAAGGUGCGGCGGGAGUCCACGGACCCGGAGGACCUGUUCAUCGCCCACAUCGGCGCCAUGGACGCCUUCGCGCGCGGCCUGAGAAACGCUGUCAGCAUCAUCGAGGAGGGCGUGAUCAGUGACAUGGUGAAGGAGCGUUACCAGAGUUACAGCAGUGGGAUUGGCAGGAGAGUGGAUGAGGGAAGCGCCUCGUUGGAAGAGCUGGAGGAGUUCAUCAAACAAAAUGGAGAGCCGAAAGUUACAUCAGGGAAGCAAGAAAAAUAUGAAACCAUCUUUAACCACUACUUGUAA